This is a messenger RNA of Naegleria gruberi, 3222 nucleotides long. RefSeq names its product myb transcription factor. Bases 1 to 3222 code for a protein of 1073 amino acids. The transcript has a single exon. Lineage: Eukaryota; Heterolobosea; Eutetramitea; Acrasida; Naegleriidae. The record is from RefSeq and is a predicted model, not a curated record.
AUGUUGAGCAGUGAUGACAGUGACGAGGAAAAUACAUUGAAAAACGCUUUAAAUUCUGCAAGAGAAUUAUCUAAUAUUAAACCUAAUUUUGGCUAUUCUUUCGACAAUAUAUCAACUUUUAUACCAAACUUUGAAAACGGUAUUAACAACAACCACCAAAUUUACAACAUUUCCCAAGCUAUUGACUCUUCUGAUACUACUAAUUUGAAUAUUUCCGAUAGACUACUACAUUUGAAGGAAGGGCUAAAUUUUAAUGAAAAGUAUAAGCAAUUACUGCAAAGCGAGAUUGAAAAAAUAGAGGAAGCACAAAGAAAUGUAGGAACCAUUCAGAGGGACAUCAGAAAAGAGUUAAUACAACGACAGAAAGGUCCUCCAAUGUCACUUUAUCCAUCCCGAAAGAAUCUUUCUCAAAAUAAUGGGAAAAUAUCAAAAAAGUUGGCUUGUGAAUUUUUUGUAAACCUGGCUCAAUCAAAGUUAAAAGCCUCAGGUAGUUCUGCUAUUAUUGUUGAUGAGUACAAUACUAGGAUACUACAAUCGGCUGCUAUUGCAUCGAAAGGAGCAGAAAAACCUAAAAAAUCGAAAAAACAACAAAAAAAGAAAAAAAGAAACACAGAGGAUGAGGAAUAUAUUAGUGACUCUGAAUUCCAGUCUGAUGAUGAUGGAUAUGAUGAAGAAGUUGAUAAUGAAAUAGAUACAAUAGAGGAGAUGGCUGAAAAUACAGUAAUUAUUCAGGGACCAGCUCCAAACUCUGAUACACUCACUAGACAAGAAUUUCUCAAACUUGUUCCACUUGUGUUUGAUACUAAAAAGUGGUCUAACAAUGAAAUUAAAAAUAUUAGAUAUGCUGUCAGAUUGCAACAUCAAGAAAUGGAGUGUAAGAGAGUUUUUGAAACAUGUAAAGGAGAUAGUAACCUUUUAAAAAAAGAAUUUGAGAAGGUUAAAAACAUGUCAGGUGAGGAGUUAGAAAAUAUAGAGAGCUCGAAAAUUGAUUGGGAAAAAGUAGCAAAAUUUUAUGUAAAAACUAGGAAACCUGAAGAAUGCAGGAAAUUUUGGGAAAUUGAACUGGCAAAAGAUAUUAAAAAAGAUAACUGGUCUAAAGAAGAAGAUAUUAAUUUAUUAUAUGUUGCAGACGAUUCAAAGGGCCAUGAUUGGUCGAAAAUAUCCAACAAGCUUUAUGAAACUCAACCUUUAAAAAGAAGACCUAUUCAUUGUUUCAGAAGGUACCAACGAAGUUUAAAUACAAAUAUGAUGAGAAGUAAAUGGACUGAAGAAGAAGACAGGAAACUUAUGGAGGCAGUAAAGUCAUUUGGUGAAAAGAAUUGGCAACAGAUAGCCAAUCAAUUAGAAGAAAGGACAGGACAGCAGUGUCUGCACCGUUGGAUGAAAACACUCAAUCCUGCAAUUAAAAGAGGAAGAUGGACAGUUGAAGAGGAUAAGCGGCUUUUAAUGGCAGUUAAUGCAUACCCUUCCAACAAUUGGGUUCUUGUUAAUAGACACACACCUGGAAGAACAGACGUGCAAUGUAGAGAGCGGUGGUGUAACAUUCUAAAUCCAGUCCUGAAUGUUGGACCCUGGACGAAAGAAGAAGAUGAAAGUCUCAAGCGUGCCAUUAAAGAUCUAGGAGCUGGUAACUGGUCUAAAAUUGCUGAGGUAAUGCAUCCCAGAACUGAUAAUCAGUGCUGGAGACGUUGGAGGUUGAUAAGCUCAGAAGAAGUAUCAGAUUAUAGAAAGAAGAUUUACAAGAGGGAAAAGGCUCUCGUAAAAAACUUUGUUGGCAGAGAAAAGGAAAGACCUGAUAUAACUGCAGAUGAUCUUCAAAUAACUCAUCCAGAAAGCGACAAUAACUUGAUCCAACUAUCUAUUUCAGAAUUUGUAGAAAAAGAUAGAUCUCUGAUUUUCUCUCAAAACUCAUUACUUUCAAGUACUAUUUGUGUAGAAUCAAUGCAAUCAUUGCAUCAAUCACUCACCAUCCCAAAACUAAAGAGUGUUCUUGAAAUAGAAUGGCAAAGAAUGGACCAAAUACGUUUUCUUUUGGAGAAAACACCUUACUUUAUUGGAGUGCCACUAUCAAACAUUUUGAAAAGAGUUAUGAGCUUGAUGUUUUCUCUCAAGGGUACACUCACUAUCAAGCACAUUUAUAUUCCAGAACUACCUAAAAAAGAAAUUAGAAUACAGACCUUUAAAAGCAUGGUGGUUCCAAUAGAAAGACCAGUUUUCUCUUUCCCUUGCAUUGUACCAACCACUCUUUCUCCUUCUCUUCCAUCAGUUACCGCAACUAGUGUAUCCCUUAAUGCUUUAGCAACUCUUCAAGAUGUACUAUACAAUAGAGGUAGCCCAAAAAUGGCUACCACUACAGCAAAGGUGAUAGAUAUCCAAUCUAGUUCAGAGAAACUAUCAACUUUCCAAAUACCUGCUUUUCAGCCAACAACCAAAGACUGGGUUUAUGAACCGCCAACUCUUGUUCACAAUAACGCUUCUAUUUUACAUUCACCAGAGUUUAAAACUCUAUCUAGUGUGUUUAAUUCAUUAUUCCAAAAGCCUAUGCAACAAACGAUUGGUAAAUUGGCAGAGAGAUUACCUCAUUUAUUGAGACGAGUUCCUCAUGCUGAUAUUUUGAAUAAGUCUAUGGAAGAAUCACAGACCAAUUACCAACACAUAUGUCAAAAUUCAAAAGAUCCAUUUAUUAUACAACAAUCAAAAUGGGAAACAGAAAAAACUCUCAGUGAUCCACCUACAUUUUCCACCGUUUUUUCAUUAUAUCACCAUUUACCAACUGAUGAUUUGUUUAAUAGAAACGAAGCAAGCACUCUUCCCCAAGCUCCUUUGAUUCUGGUUAAGCCCAAAGGUGUGAGAGGCAGACCAAAAGGAUCAAAAAACAAAAAGACACUCGAACUCGAGAGACAGAGAAGGGAAGCAGAUACACAGAGCACCUUGUCAGCUGGUGGUAGCACUGCCGAAUCACAAGUAGUCCAACAAACCAACAGUGCGAUCACAAACACUACCACGGCAGAGGUCUCACAAAAGAGAGGAAGAGGAAGACCAAAGGGAUCCAAAAACAAACCUAAAACCCUUGAACAACUUACAGAACAAAAGAAGAAACAGUUGAACAAGCCAGUUGUAAGGAAGGUAUCCAAAAAUCAAACUGGUUCCUCUAAAAAACGAAAAACUGGGCAAACCACGGAUCUUACUCUUGACAGAACAACAGCAGAGGAAGAGCAAUAA